AUGCGUGUGCAUGGUGUGUGUGGACUACCGGGUUGGAAAGCGAACCAAAGGUGGCGCGAGGUGAGUUUUGACCUUUGGGCAAACGCGACGCAGGUCUGGGCGUGUUUUCUGUGGAGGCUGGGAGCCGCGCCUGCCGUGGCUUUGCGACGCGACGCGACGGCAGCGGAGGGCGCGCACCGCACGCCGGGCCCGGCGGCGGGACCGGGCCAGCAGCAGCAGCCGCCCCCGGCCACCAAGGAGGGCGCGGGCGCCGCCGCCAAGACGCCGGGGGCGGGCUCCGCCUCCACGCCCCCGGCAGCCGCCACAGCAGCCGCCGCCUCCUCCGCCAAAGACGCCGCCGCCAAGAUAGCCGCGGACGUCAAGGCGCUCAACGGUAGCGUGACGGCGGCGAAGCUGGAGGAGUCCAAGUGGGCUCCUCUGCUGCUGCCACACCAACAGGCGCCGCCCAAGCCGUCGCCGGCGCAGGCUCAACACCACCACCAGCCUCCGCAACCCCAGCCCCAGCCGCAGCCGCAGCACCACCAGCACCAGGCGCCGCCGCAGCACCAGCACCAACACCACCAGCACCAGGCGUUCCCCUCCUACCUGCUGGCCGCCGACCCGCUCAAGCCGCACCACCCGCACCAGCAGCACCAGCAGCCGCACCACCUCUUCUGA
Messenger RNA from Schistocerca americana (American grasshopper), 657 nucleotides. RefSeq names its product putative bifunctional UDP-N-acetylglucosamine transferase and deubiquitinase ALG13. The transcript has 3 exons. NCBI's taxonomy places the organism in Eukaryota, Metazoa, Arthropoda, Insecta, Orthoptera, Acrididae. Bases 1 to 657 code for a protein of 218 amino acids. The record is from RefSeq and is a predicted model, not a curated record.